Molecule: messenger RNA, 1941 nt
Organism: Meriones unguiculatus (Mongolian gerbil)
Lineage: Eukaryota; Metazoa; Chordata; Mammalia; Rodentia; Muridae
Gene: Pcolce2
Product: procollagen C-endopeptidase enhancer 2
Exons: 9
Coding region: 434-1495 (353 amino acids)
Molecular function (GO): protein binding
Source: RefSeq, a predicted model, not a curated record
CUCCAGGAAGUUAACCACCCAGACUUCUGCUCCUCGUCCUUAUGAUUGUGGUAGGGACAAGAAUUGAGCAUGAUUCAACGACUAAGGUCCUUUGGAAAGUAGACAUCGAUCUUCCAAGCAGAGGUGAAACAAUAGAUUGGGGUGUGGCUAAAGUCUCCCUGAGUGACUGACGGGUGAGAACCAUGGGCCAAGCCCCUGCAGCGAAAGAUGAAACUCAGGACCUUGGCACACUCCCAUCACGCUUAUUUCCAGUACUCUUUUGAGACGAUGUGCAGGGGAUUAUGGGAGGCAUCUGAGAGCCUCAAAGAAAGCGGAAGGGGAGCCGUGGACCUGUCAGCAAGGACUCAGCCGGUGUGGAGAACACCAGUGGUUCAUUUGCAGCAUUCGCGGAGAAAUCCUUUGAUAACAACAUUGUCAAUGGAGAAGGCAUUUGAUGAAGGUCCCUGAGGGCAAAGUGGUCGUUCUGAAUUUUCGAUUCAUCGACCUUGAGAACGACAACCUGUGUCGCUACGAUUUCGUGGACGUGUACAACGGCCAUGCCAAUGGCCAGCGCAUCGGGCGCUUCUGUGGCACGUUCCGGCCUGGAUCGCUUGUAGCCAGUGGCAACAAGAUGAUGGUACAGAUGAUUUCCGACGCCAACACCGCUGGAAGUGGCUUCAUGGCAACGUUCUCCGCCGCUGCACCAGACGGAAAAGGGGACCGGUACUGUGGAGGACGUCUUGAAAAACCUUCCGGCUCCUUUAAAACUCCCAACUGGCCAGACCGAGAUUACCCCGUGGGAGUUACUUGUGUGUGGCACAUCAUAGCCCCGAAGAACCAGCUCAUAGAGUUAAAGUUUGAGAAGUUUGAUGUUGAGAGAGAUAACUACUGCCGCUAUGACUACAUGGCCGUGUUCAACGGUGGGGAAGUCAACGACGCCAAAAGAAUCGGAAAGUACUGUGGCGACAGUCCGCCUGCGCCGAUCGUGUCCGAGAGAAAUGAACUUCUCAUUCAGUUUUUGUCAGACUUAAGUUUGACAGCGGAUGGAUUCAUUGGUCACUACAAAUUCAGGCCAAAAAAAAUUCCCACAACCACAGCCAUGCCCGUCACCACCACAGUCCCCGUAACUACAGGUUUAAAACCCACCGUGGCCCUGUGUCAGCAAAAGUGUAGACGGACUGGGACUCUGGAGAGCAAUUACUGUUCAAGCAACUUUGUGCUAGCCGGCACCGUCAUCACAACGGUCACGCGAGGCGGGAGCCUGCACGCCACGGUCUCCAUCAUCAGCAUCUACAGGGAGGGGAACCUGGCCAUCCAGCAGGCCGGCAAGAACAUGAGCGUGAAGCUCACCGUGGUCUGCAGGCAGUGUCCCCUUCUCAGAAGAGGUCUGAAUUACAUUAUUAUGGGACAAGUGGGUGAAGAUGGACGUGGCAAAAUCAUGCCAAACAGCUUUGUCAAGAUGUUCAAGAAUAAGAACCAGAAGCCCAUGAACGCCCUGAAGAACAAGCAGUGUUAGCCCUGAGCUCUGCGGCUUAGCUGCACUUGCUCAUCGCCACCGAAAGAUAUAUUCUCCCCACGUAGAAAUAAAACCCACACGACUUAAUACUGAGCAUUCUGGGAGGUGGGGCCAAGGCAGUCCUCACGUGACGGAAGUGUGAGCCCCUCCCGCGUUCUGCCGGCGGAAGCCCUGAGCCUGCCCUGUGAGAAGCAGACAUCUGAGAACCCUCCCGCCCCGCUGCCUGAUGGGAAACAGCAGCAAGCGCCCGGUGGCUGGGAAGGCUUGUGCAUCCAUCUCUGUGGAAGGGUAUGCUAGAAUUGAGCUGUACGAAGAUAUAAAAGCGAUUUUAUAAAAUACAAUAUUUAUAAUGAUACUUGGUUACCUUCAAGCAUUUGCUCUAAGGUGUCACAUUUUUCUCUUGCAUUUUUUUUUUAAAUCGGCACUUAAUAAAAUAUUUUAAACGA